Nanorana parkeri is the source of this 3621-nucleotide messenger RNA. It is a transcript of the gene PHF20, whose product is annotated as PHD finger protein 20. The transcript is spliced from 20 exons. Gene Ontology annotation, cellular component: MLL1 complex; NSL complex. Bases 124 to 3354 code for a protein of 1076 amino acids. Gene Ontology annotation, biological process: regulation of transcription by RNA polymerase II. The record is from RefSeq and is a predicted model, not a curated record. NCBI's taxonomy places the organism in Eukaryota, Metazoa, Chordata, Amphibia, Anura, Dicroglossidae.
AAAAAAGAGUCACGGGUAACAUCCUGGCAGGAAAGAAGGAGAAGCGACAGAGAAGAGGUAGACUGUGUCGCCGGCCUGGACAGCGCAGGCUUGAAUGGCUUUGGAUAAAGGUCAGCGUAUAGAAUGACUAAGCACCCACCAAACCGAAGAGGGAUCACGUUUGAAGUUGGAGCACAACUGGAAGCACGUGAUAGACUGAAGAAAUGGUAUGCCGCUCAUAUCGAAGAGAUAGACUAUGAAGAAGGCAAAGUGCUGAUCCAUUUUAAACGAUGGAAUCACAGAUACGAUGAAUGGUUUUGCUGGGACAGUCCAUACCUUCGUCCCUUGGAGAAGAUACAGCUAAGAAGAGAAGGCCUGGUAGAAGAGGACCCCCCUGUGGUGUUUCGUGUGAAUGAACAAGUCUUGGCUUGUUGGUCUGACUGCCGAUUCUACCCAGCAAAAAUAACAUCUGUAAACAAGGAUGGCACUUAUACUGUUAAAUUUUUUGAUGGUGUUGUUCAAACAGUCAAAAAUAUUCACGUAAAGGCCUUUUCUAAAGAUCAGGCUAAUGUGUCUCAUACAAAGCCAAAGGAGAAAACCGUAGAAAGCACUUCACCUUCUGAUAAGUACAGGGGCAAAUUUAGAGAGCAGAGGAAAUCUUCAGAAAACGCCACCAUAGAGAAAGAGAAACCUCACAGCACAGAUAAGAAGCCACCCCAGCCAGAGAAGGACAAAAAGCCAGUUGCUGCUGAAAAAACCAAGCUCCCGGAGAAGAACUUGAAAAAUGAGAAAGAGGACAAAGAAAACAUAUCUGAGACCGAGAGGGAAUCCUCCACAGAAUCGCGCACGGAGGAGAAGAGCGGUCAGAAUGACAACCUGAAAGCACCGCAUGACAACGUAGAGCGGAGGAGGAAGCGUGAACGUUCAACUUCUCUGCCAUCAUCUGAUUCUUCUUCACAGACCCUUCAACCCGUAACUUUGGAACUGCGCAGGAGAAAAAUCUCUAUUGGCUCUGAAAUUCGUCCUAAGCGGCCACGUCUGGAAAAAAAAAAAAAUGUUACUGUAGAUGUGCCUCCAAAAAAAGAAAAUGCAUCUGACAAGGAUACACCGCCUCCUGAAGAGGAGGAAGCUGAGGAGGAAAAGGAUAGCAAGCCAAGUGAGAGUCCAGAAGACCACAGUGCUAUGGAGGUUACCCCAUCUGUUGUUGAGACAACAGAACCAUCACAGGAGUGUGCUGCUUCAGAGGAACAAGAAGUGAAGACUGAGGAGUGUGCAGUGGCAGAAACUGAACCUCCUGAAGUGAAGGAGACUCCUUCAGCAGAAGAUUCAGUAGAGCCUAUCGAAACCAAUGUUGUUAAUGGUGUUCGAGAGGUCAAACUGGAGGAUGAGAAAGACCUUCCUGUACAAAAUGAUGGUCAGGAGGUCCCUCCUGUUCCUGCAGUAUCAGCUCCUAUGAAGCGGAAUCCACGGUCUGACAGUUCUGCUAAAUACAGUAGAGAACCUUUAACAAAUACUUUGAAGAAACUUGAUGAUCCAGCUACCAAAGCUGUGACCUUGGAACUGGAGCCCAACAAGUUUAAAUGCAAGAUUUUGGAUUGCUCCAAAUCUUUUCGCAAAGCCAAACUGCUGCAUUACCAUAUGAAGUAUUUCCAUGGCGUUGACAAGUCAGAGCAGGAUCAGAGUCCUGUCACCAGGCAUAUGCAGACAAGAGGCUCUUUGGCUCACGAAAAGGCCAAUCGGCAAAGCUCAAAAAGAAGACGCACCACAUCCUGUUCGCUGCAUCCUCAGCUUCAGAUCUCCCUGAGAAGUUCACCCCAUGAUGGGAGGGAUAGAUUGUGUGAAAAGAGGCGGCAUUCAAGCCCUGCCACAAACAGUUCAAAUUCCCAUCGACCAUCCCUUAAAGACAAAAGCAAGGAAAAUUUAAUCCAGAAGUCUCAUCACAAGCCUGACAAGCUGUCUGAAAGCGUUAAAGUAAAAGAGAAGUUCAAAGACUUCUUGAGUCUAAAGUCCAAGAGAAAGAAGAAGAAAAAGAAAGCAAAGUCAGAACUGUCUGGUGAAGAGAACGUGGAUGUUUCUAAGGAGCUCUCACCCAAAACCAUACAGCCUUCAAAGCUCAACAGUGAUUAUAAGGCCCCAUGUUCCACCAAAAGCAGCGAUCAAGGGUGCCUGCGAGAUACAACACUAAGUGAUGAAGAGACGCUCAGUGACUCUUGCACAGAAAGCUUACUUUGGAGUGAUGAGGACUACAAUGAAGAGAUCGACGUAACCCACGCUGAUGAUGAUAUCGAUGAAGACGAGGAGGGCAACUGUGAGAUUGUACGCUGCAUGUGUGAAGUGCAGGAGGAAAAUGAUUUCAUGAUUCAGUGUGAACAAUGCUUGUGCUGGCAGCAUGGUGUCUGCAUGGGCUUAUUAGAAGACAGCGUUCCUGAGAAAUACACAUGCUACGUUUGUCAGGAUCCUCCAGGCCAGCGUCUGAGUCUGAAGUACUGGUACGAUAAGGAUUGGUUAAAUGAGGGUCAUAUGCCUGGCUUGUCCUUUUUAGAAGAAAACUAUUCUCAUCAGAAUGCAAAGAAAAUUGUGGCCACCCACCAGCUCUUGGGAGAUGUGCAGCGAGUAAUCGAGGUUUUGCACGGUUUGCAACUGAAAAUGAGUAUAUUGCAGAGCAAAGAGCACCCGGAUCUGAAGUUUUGGGGCCAGCCCUGGAAGCAGCAUGUGGUGAGCGAUAAAUGUUACAUCCGACGAAACGUGGAGGAGAACUCGUGUAAAGAAGAUUCCACGAAUUACAGGACUUACAAUGGUGCCGCAGAUAAGCCUUCCCCCAUUCCUUCUGUAGAGGAAUCUUAUAUCACCAGCGAGCACUGUUAUCAAAAACCUCGGACCUAUUAUCCUGCAGUAGAGCAGAGACUAGUUGUAGAAACAAGGAGCUCAUCCUUGGACGGAGGUGUGGACCGGAUACGGCAGAGCAGGGAAGACUCCAUAGCAGAAAGACUUGGGUGGGAACUGGACAGAGAACUAUUGAAAUCAGAGAGCGAAUCUAAACAUAAUUACUGUAAGGUUAGGGAAUGCUUAUCGAAGAGGAAUCCACCUCAAGAAUCGCCUCACACACAGCCCAUGGACAAUGGAGAUGCUACGGUCAGUUCGCAGCUGCAGUGGCAGCUCAACCUUCUCUCUCAUCUGGAAUCACUGCAGGAUGAAGUCACGCACAGAAUGGAUCUAAUAGAGAAAGAACUUGAUGUCCUAGAGAGCUUCUUGGACUACACUGGGGAAUUGGAGCCCCCAGAACCCCUCGCACGACUUCCUCAGCUGAAACACCGGAUCAAGCAGCUUCUUAUGGACCUUGGCAAAGUGGAGCAAAUUGCUCUUUGUUCAACAUAAAAAGACUGGAGCUAGAAAAUGAAACGGCUCCCAAAAAAACCAAGGAAACGAGGCCUCCGGCACUGCAGAGCCUUGAGUAGCAUGCGGACUGCAUGUGCUGUGGACACACUGCUGCGGGAAUGGAGGCUAUAAAUUGCUCUCAACAUGGAAUGAGCAAUAUGUGAAUACUGACUGAUAACAGGCUAGAAUCGUACUCGAAUGUAGUAAUGAGGCUUGUAUCGUUUGUGGGUUUUUUCUUUCUUUUCUUUUUUCCCCCCUUUGCUGUAA